AUGUUUCCAACACCACCGGUGAAGCGAGAACGAUGCUCAAAGGGUGAAGCAAGAACGACGAUGACAUCUGUUCGUCCCCGACGGGAAGGGUUCCACAAGAACGAUGUUGAAAGGGUGAAGUUUGUGGCUCGAUUUUACAUCGUUUUCGCCUUCUCCAACGACGGCUAUGAGCUUCGAGAUACUAACACAAUGACGUUAGGGGUAGGGUUCGUCGGAGAUGCCUAUAUCCUUCUCUUUCAGAUCUGCAAAUUCUUUCUUCGGUGGGGUCAUCAUCAAAGAUCUGGAAUGCCGUCUCUAUUCGUUAUCGUUGAAAAAUUGAGCCACAGUUGGUGA
Messenger RNA from Lactuca virosa, 333 nucleotides. The record is from the annotation of a GenBank genome assembly. Lineage: Eukaryota; Viridiplantae; Streptophyta; Magnoliopsida; Asterales; Asteraceae.